This is a messenger RNA of Rotaria sp. Silwood2, 729 nucleotides long. NCBI's taxonomy places the organism in Eukaryota, Metazoa, Rotifera, Eurotatoria, Philodinida, Philodinidae. The record is from the annotation of a GenBank genome assembly.
AUGAUGGGAGUAUUGUAUGAAUUAAUUGAUGCAAGUCCUGAAAAAGUUAGAGAUGGCUGUCUACAUCUCUAUACAAUGGAAACAUUUCUCCGCUCAGAAAUGAACAAAUUUUUACGUGAGGCAAAUAAGGAAAAGCUUGUUACAUAUGGACCAUUUGUUCGUCUACUCUAUUUUACAUUUAAUGAGCCAUCAACUGUUGAAGUGCAUAGCACAACAGUAUAUCAUGGUAUGAAUUUGAUUCAGUCGGAUAUUGAUUUCUACAAACGAUCCGCAGACGAUAAUACAACACUUCAAUGGAUGAGUUUUACUUCAACAACUGCAAGUCGUGAAUUUGCUGAGAUUAAAAUAAAUAUGGAACAUUCAUCCGUUGCUUUAAAUUCUUUACCUGAUGAGAUUCUUAUGAUUAUUUUGAAAAAAUUGUUCAAUGUCGAAAUAUUGUAUUCUCUAAUAUGUGUUAACAAACGACUUCAUGCAAUUGUACAUGAUCCGAUUUUUACAAGUCACUUAACAUUGAUGAGAUGUGUCUCAGAUGAUUUCAUCGAUCCAUUACUUGAUCCAAUACUUGAUCAAUUUCGUUUACAAAUUUUACCUGAAACUCAUCAUAAAAUCAAAUGGCUUACUAUUGAAUCGUCAUCUAUGAAACAUAUUCUUCUUGCUACAAAUUAUCCGAAUUUAUAUGGACUUGGUUUAUAUGAUAUUCAGAUAGAAACAGCUGUCUCUCUUUAUUGA